GCCCAUUUUUCUCCCGAUAUGUGGGAAACAUACCCAGAUGGAAAACAAAGAUGUUUGAAAGCAAAUGCUGUGCCUACGAUUUUCAAACAUAUGGCUCUGGCUGCAACCGGUGCAUCCGAAACUUUCCUGGGAGCUGAAGGUGCAUCGCAAUCGGGUCAUGAAGUAAAUUUUAAGAUGAAUGAAGCCAGCAAUAACAUAUAUGAUGCAACAGAAGCAAUUCAAGAACCUGUGAUAAAUUCGGAUAAUGAAAAUACAUUAAGUAGGACUAACAAUAAGACAUAUUUAACGUUUGAUCGCUGCAACUGCAAUACAUCACAGAAUUUGGAGAAACUGCUAAAAAGAAGUGAACAGUUGAGGGUUAAAAUGAGAAAAAAGUUGGUAACUAUGAAGAAGGAACUGAAGGAUUUGAAAAAUGAA
Cyphomyrmex costatus is the source of this 417-nucleotide messenger RNA. RefSeq lists its product as uncharacterized. The transcript has 3 exons. The record is from RefSeq and is a predicted model, not a curated record. Lineage: Eukaryota; Metazoa; Arthropoda; Insecta; Hymenoptera; Formicidae. The annotation marks the transcript as partial.